CUCAGUUUAGAGAAGUUAGCAGACGGGUGCCAGUCUGCUCUGUUAGCCACGAUGGAUGCAAUAGCAUGCCUUCUGCUGGUCCUGCUGUUCUGGACAAGGUUACAUGAUAUUGACGCCCUACAGUGUUACUGUGACCGCUGCAGCGCCAACUCCAGCUGCACCACAGAUGGCGUCUGCUUUGUGGCCAUUAAGAAGUCGGGGAGCCAGCAGAUCUCAGAACAGCGUCAGUGCAUACAUGACAGCGAACUGAUCCCUCGAGACAGACCCUUUGUUUGUGCCCCGAACUCCAGAACGGACACCGGCAUCUUCCCCAUGUGUUGCUCAUCUGACUACUGCAAUAAGGACCCGGAUUUCACAGUCUUUCCAGAAGAAGAAAAGCCCCACUCUUUGGGCCCCGUGGCCCUCGCUGCGGUGAUUGCAUGCCCAGUGUGUGUGAUGUGUCUGCUGCUCAUUCUGGCAUUCUACAUCUGCCACAACCAAAGAGGUCUGGGUGCUGGCGGAGCGGGGGCCCUCCACCACCGUGUGCCCAAUGAGGAGGACCCCUCCAUGGAUCACCCCUUCAUCACUGUUGGAACAACACUCAAAGACCUCAUCUAUGACAUGACCACAUCCGGCUCUGGAUCAGGCCUGCCUCUGCUGGUCCAAAGGACUAUCGCCAGAACCAUCAUCCUGCAGGAGAGCAUCGGGAAGGGACGUUUUGGCGAGGUGUGGAGGGGUAAGUGGCGUGGUGAGGAGGUGGCUGUGAAGAUCUUCUCCUCCAGAGAAGAGCGCUCCUGGUUCCGUGAGGCUGAGAUCUACCAGACCGUCAUGUUGCGCCACGAGAACAUCCUGGGCUUUAUUGCUGCUGAUAACAAAGAUAAUGGAACCUGGACUCAGCUGUGGCUGGUGUCAGACUACCACGAACACGGCUCCCUUUUUGACUACCUGAACCGCUACACGGUCACUGUGGAGGGCAUGAUCAAGCUGUCGCUGUCCACCGCAAGUGGCUUAGCUCACCUUCACAUGGAGAUCGUAGGGACACAAGGAAAGCCAGCUAUUGCUCACAGAGACCUAAAGUCCAAGAACAUCCUGGUGAAGAAGAACGGGACCUGCUGCAUCGCUGACCUGGGUCUGGCUGUUCGACAUGAUUCUGCCACCGACACCAUCGAUAUCGCUCCAAACCAUAGAGUGGGAACCAAAAGGUACAUGGCUCCAGAAGUGCUGGAUGACUCCAUCAACAUGAAGCACUUUGAAUCGUUCAAACGGGCCGAUAUCUACGCCAUGGGCCUGGUGUUCUGGGAGAUUGCCAGCCGCUGCUCUGUGGGAGGCAUUCAUGAGGACUACCAGCUGCCCUACUAUGACCUGGUCCAGUCAGAUCCAUCAGUAGAGGAAAUGAAAAAGGUGGUCUGUGAGCAGAAACUUCGACCAAAUAUUCCCAACCGCUGGCAAAGUUGUGAGGCUCUGCGGGUCAUGGCUAAGAUUAUGAGGGAGUGUUGGUACGCCAACGGUGCUGCCCGGCUCACCGCGCUCCGAAUCAAGAAGACUCUGUCUCAGCUUAGCCAGCAGGAGGGAAUCAAGAUGUAGACCCAGCUCCCAAACACACACACUCACACACACAUCUCUGACUGGGAUCUAUACCAUUAGCAUUACACCAUCUGUGUCCUGACGAGCCCCCAGCCUGUCCUGAAGGGAAGCUGAGGAUAUUUUGUGUCUCAUUCACCGCUUGAGGAAGCUGGUCUCCUGCUGGACAGCUGGACUGAUGUCUAGUGGAGACAUCUAAUGGAGGAAGUCUGUGCCUGUUGGGAUGGUAGUGAUGUGUAACGAAGCCUCCUAUCACUGAUGUUUCAUUAGAGCAUUCUCUUCAAUCAUCACCAUAAACCGUUCUGUAAACAAUCCAAACCUUUCCCCUCAGUAGGGCUGCAGCUCUUGAGACGUUAUGGAAAGAACUUGUGAUUUUCUAAGUAGCAUUGAAUGUGCUUUUUAUCGGGACACUGACCUUGUGUCAUAUCGUUGCUGUAGCAACUCCCAGGAAGCCUAGAUCGUCAUCAGCUUGUAAGGGAUGUGACAGCUGCUCCACAAACUACUCUGUGUGGCCACUGAGAUGCGUUACAGGACAGGAAAUGUUGCAUUAUUUUACUCAAUGAGCCAGUCAGCAUCAGUGUCCAAACUGGCAGAGUUCCUCAGGAUGCCUGGGUCAUGCCAUGCCAUAAUGCAUCAUGGCAUGGCAUGCAUUAUGGGUCAUCAUCUGUAGAAACAGAUGAUGACCCAUAAUGCAUGCCAUGCCAUGAUGCUUCCCAUGCAUCAUGGGAAGAACGGAAGGACAAGCAGCUGUUUGGGUCAGAUUGAUUACACAUGUUCCAGUCAAAGAGCCAGACACUGAAAAUAUCCAAUUAACUCUGAUUAAACUGAUUUAUUUAUUGUGGAUAAAUAAUAAUGAACUAUUAUUAUUUACUGCAAACAAUAUCCUGCAACAUCCUAAGUGCAGCAUGUUGGCUGCACUUGGAAGCCAACGUCCUGAGCUUUGAUACACGUCCUUUCAUUUGAAUGAAGAGUAAACAAAGCAUAGAUGUUAGGGGUGUGUUUGAUACUAUAAUCUCUUUUUGUGUUAGAUGCAAACAUCAGAGAGCCUGUGAAUGAGAAGAGACCUCUGACCUGCAGGACAUUCUCACUGCAGCUUUAAUUCAUAAACUACCAUCUGACACGUUAAAGCAAAUAUAUGUACAGGAACUGAUUUUACUUCAAUCAGAAAAGCAACAAUUAUUACUGUUGCUAAAAUGAUCUGAAAUGGUUAGAAAACGGAUAUUUGUUAGUUAUUCAUCCUACUAGAACAUAAACAUCUGCUGAGCUUAACUAGAUUUCAGAUGGCCAGAAUAUGAUUGUUUUGCUACUCAGCUCUUCACCAAGCAGGUGUUACUGGGUUAACUACCCAUCCUGACCCCAGUGGUCCACACUGAGCUGGUAGCUGUGGGCUCUCUGACUCUCUCGGGUUGAUGAAUACUUUCUCUAUUUAUUCUAACAGAUUUGAAUAGGGGUGAUGUUUGCAGCCCUACUGUACAGUUUUCCUACCUUGGAUGUAAAUCUAGGGGUCGCAUCAGGGGCCCCACGGUCAGGUUGUGAUGCGAAAGCUUUUUAUCAUGUCGUCACUCAGUUAUACAGGUGAAUUUAAUUUAUUGUUUCUGCUUUUGGAUUUUCUUUCUGGUGGUAGGGGACUUCUUGUGCUAAACUGAACCGGACAUGGUGACCUCAUUCAUCUUUGGUGAACAUGCUGCAACAUAUGCAAUAUACAGUAGAUAAAUGUGUCUAUUUUCUAUACUCUGCUCUGCUACAACAUAAACAGCAAGACCAACAACAAUCAGCUGCCACCAUGCCUUCCAAGCCAGCCGGAACCAGAAAGUGCCAGUGCUUUAAAACUCAACUCCUCUCAUGUCGGCUGCUGUGGCAUGCUUGUUCUCUGUGUGCGUGUGUGUGUGUGUGUGUGUGUGUGUGUGUGUGUGUGUGUGUGUGUGUGUGUGUGUGUGUGUGUGUGUGUGUGUGUGUGUGUGUGUGUGUGUGCUUGUUGGAUAUACAGUGAGCUUCUACUAUGCACACCCAGAUGUAGGGACGGGUAGCAAAAAGAAACACAUACAGCACACCUGGCAGUGUCCACACCCGGCCCGCCGACGCUCUGGUGCCAUUUUAUUAGAGACAGCUCCCCACCCCAUCACCUCGGCAACCGCUCAUCACCCAGCUCCUCCUCUGCUCUGCAGCACCUCCAGCUGGCUGCACUUAGAAAAAAUAACAGUCACACAUUGUCAGUGGCGCUCAGAGACUUGGAAGCAUUAUCGAUGUUUCCCUAUAAAUGGAUUCUGUUCACAGCUUUGUUUCUUCAACCUGGAGAAAAUUUUCAACAGGAAAGCAGUGAGGUAGAUUCAGUCAAAGCAACCUGAUAUUUACUAAGCCAUAGGUUUUCCAAGUGUUUAUUGUUUUCAUCUUGUUUUGUUGCAUGGUGUUUUUCUACCAGAAUGUACAUUUAUGAUUCAUAGGAAACAACCUUGUUACUUCAGCUGAUCAAGCCUUAAGGGACCAACGCAAAAGAGUCACUUUCUGCUCUUAGAAUCUUUUUUUGUUGUUGUUUUUCUGAAAAAGAAAAAAAUAAAUAUAUCUACAUAUAUCUAUCUAUAUAUAAUUGAUUACUAUGAUAAAGGUAGUGUUGUAUGUGAAAGACAGAAGAUGUAUAUGUAGCACCUGAUUUAAGAGUUUGUCUGCCUGUUCCCACGCUGCCAUCCAGAUGAACUGAUCCUGGCUUUAACACGGCUCCAAAGCAAGUCUCCAAUCAGAAACAGGAAGUCAUCGAUAUUCAACUAGUUCUUCGUGCCAGAUUGUAAUUUUCAUAACCAAACCAGUCUCUUGAUUGUUGUUAUCAAUAAGUGCACUUCAGGCCCACUCCAGGUGCAGUCAACCUGUAUGGCAGUGUGGGUCUCCAUCAGUCUAUUUCUUUCUGCAUUACUGUUUUUUGAUUCAUAAUGUAUUAAUGUGCUGCUAUCUGCCUCUAUGAGUGGACUUUGUGCUCUGGUUCCAUGUGAAUGUCCUCGUUUUGCCUGAUUGGAUCAUUUUUGUGACAUGUUGCUCAACCUACUUGCUCAGCUGGUCAUCAUCGUCUCAGCAUUAACUGUACACACACACACACACACUCACUGAUGAGUCCUUUGGUUGGUGGCCCAACCUGCAGAACAACCUGCUUUCUAAGUCCUUGUAGCAAGUGAUUUUAAGAGAUCAUUGCAGAUGUUUGUUGAAAUAGAUACAACAGCACCUCUAGAGGAUGUAACAUGUAACUUGUUCAAUUAGGAACACUGUAGAAAGCCUGAUUUCUGCUGCUCUUUUUAUUACUCAUCAGCCGUGGUUCCAUCAUCUAUAUUAAUUAUGGAAGACAAGACAAAGAUUGUUUUUUUUCCCACCAAAUUGGUGUUGGCAACACUUUCUCUCAUCCUGCCCUGUUCUGUUCUGAACCAACCUCUGCGGCGUAUCAGAACAACCCCCCCACCCACACACACACACACACACACACACACACACACACACACACACACACUCAUUUGAGUCAUCUGUCAGCAUAUGACUCUUAAUCACAUAGAAAACUGUCAGGAGCAGAUAUGGCAUAUUCAGUUUUUAGAAGUAUCUUGUGGACUAAACAAAGAAUAAAAUAACGUAUUAGAAACGGUCAAAUGGAGGUCAUACAGCCGGAGUCAAAGUGUACUGAUAGAGGGUGUCACAUCUACAGAAGUUGAAGUACUUUUCCCAAAUACUCGAUGAAGUCCAAGCAUUUAUCUUUAGUUUAUGUGGGUUCAGAGGUCAAAAAUUGGAAUUAAAGACGAUGUCAGAGUAUCCCUUUAAGAAGCCAUGGUGUCCCCUGCUCUUAAUCUGUGGCAAUUGAGGCUUUACUUCAUAUUUAUUCAAUUUGUAAAGUCAUUCUCUGGGAGAUUAGCAACAACAACAAGCUCAACUCAACUGCACCUCUGGUAUACCUCUACUACAACAUUCAUUUUGUCUUAAAGUCACCAGCAGCCUUGUAACUUUUUCCCCCAAAACUCAAGAUAACUUAAAUGUAAAGAGAGAAAAAGAGAAAUGUUUUGCUUUCUAGAGGAAUCUCUCUGUCGUGUAUUCCUUAUUGCCUUUCUAUCUUGUCAUUCCAUGUUCUUCAACUGACUUUUAACAUUUGCCAGCUGCCAAAAGGCCCCGCCUCACUGCAGCCCUGCCUUCAGGCUUUUCUUUCCUAAAAUAAUGUCAUGGGAAGUAUUUGUAAGUAGUUGGUGUCUAACCUUUCCACACAACUCUUCUUAAUUGCCCUUUUAAAGUUUAGAUUACCUCAAAACUGAAUUGGUGUGCUUGUCAGGGUAUAGAAAAAGGAUUCUUUCCAGAGGAGCUGGAGCUGUGAUUGUGUUUUCUUCACAGCUUACAUCCAGUACUUGGGUUGGAUGACCAAUCCAAGUACUGUAUGGAUUGACCUUUGCAUCAGAUUGCUGGAAACAGUUGGCAUGUCUGCAGUUGCUGACUGAUGUUACUGAUGCUACCUCUGUUUUGAUGUCAACUUUAAGCCUUUGGUCCCAGAGUGUGCUCACUGGAGACCCAGUGUCUGGACAGGAUGAAGACCCACAGCAUUACUGGGAUGUUUCCUCCCUUAAAUUAGUUCAUGCCGUAGCCUUAUUUUCUAGAAACCCAGUCAGCUUUUCUUUGUAGCUCAGAAUAAAUGGUUAAUAAGUACCCAGUUUACCUGUAUGACCAGUACUCUGUUUCUCUCUGCAUUACAAAUGCAGCAGAUAAUUUACUAUUUGAAAAUGUUUUUUUCUUUGUGGUUUUUCUGUCAAGCAGAUGCUUAAUUAGAUUCAGAUUGUUGAAAAUAUAGCCACACAGUAUUUGAACAUUUAGGUAAUUAGUGUAGAAAAGAAAAACUUUUCACUGGAUAAAAGUCAUCCAGUACACUUCUCGGUUUGUGUGAAAAAGGCAACAGCAGGCGAUACUGGGAUGACCAGAAGCAGUGGGCUAAAUCGGCAGCAAUAUGAGAAAGUAAAGCACCUGUCACCACAAAUAUCUGGAAAAUCUUUAUCUGACCCGUUUAGUUAUUUAAAUGCCAUAAAGCAGAUGCAGUCAGAUCAACAAAUCAAACAUUCAGGCCACAGAAAGCGUUCUCCCUUCCCGUUCUGGACUGACGGAGGCUUGAACAUGAAUUAGCUUCAAACCACGCACUGACAACUUCUCACAAUCAAGAAUGUAUCAGCCCACUCAGUCAACAAGCACAACUUGCAAAUCUCAGCCCAAAGACAGUGGCAUUCGCAACAGUCUGCCGCACAGGUCUUUUUGUAUGCAACCUCUGGGCGAGUCGGGUCCCUCCAGAUCACACAGAUUGUACAGCCUACCUAUGCUAACACUGUUGACACACUGUGACUCAGGCCAAGUCAGGGCCAGCGAUCGUUUCAUUCUGUCCUUGUGGUUGCUAUCAGAGAGCCAAGGGUCGCUAGGUGGGGCUGCAGUUAGGCUGACGUGAUGCCAGGAGUAGCUGAAAGCUUUAUCACGUUUUAUUUGGUGCCUAAGUUUGAUGAGUGUUUUUCUUUUCACCUGGAAAGACAGGAUUGCAUGUAAUUGUCUGAGAUUGCAUUGACAGCUUUAUAACUGGCAUUAAAAAGCUGACAAAUAUUGUGAAACGCAUACAGCAAUUAGCAUAUUGAAAAAAUCAAUUAAUAAAAAAGAAUAUACCUCUGAUUGAAGACCAAUGUGUUUUACCUCACUGUAUAUAUGCUUGAUUUGUUUACUCCAAGUUUGCAACUACUCUCUUUUUGUUUCUAUAAAAUGCUUAAAAAACAUUUUUUAAUGGUACUUUCUGUCAGAUGGCAUUGUUUUGUGUCUGUGUUGUGCCCCAGCAGUAUACUCUUCCUCCUUUCCCACUGCUCUGUAUAUAACCUGUUGUGUUCUGCGUGAGCUGUACAGUCAAAGUGCUUUGCAAAUGUCUAAACCCCUGUCUGAGCUCUAGGUACAGUAGCCAGAUUUCCUGUGUUGUUGUUGUUUUUUUAACCAAGAAAAAAAAAUAAAUAAAAAGCAGGAGAGAGUUGGAGUGGAAGAGGCUAGAGGUGAUGGGAUGGACUGAUGAAUCAGAAACCUCUCAAACUGUCAAAACCUCCUCACCUUCAAACUGUUGGAUUUUUAAGCGUAUUAUCUAGUACUUUUUUUUCUAAUAGCGUGUACAUCUGUGUGAGAGAUCAACAUAGGAACGGGAGGGUUGAUAAUUAUGUUUACUUCUAACAUAGCUGGAGUAGAAAAUGAUGUGAAUAAAGAAAGUUUCAUUAGA
Poeciliopsis prolifica (blackstripe livebearer) is the source of this 7795-nucleotide messenger RNA. RefSeq names its product transforming growth factor, beta receptor 1 b (gene tgfbr1b). Gene Ontology annotation, molecular function: activin receptor activity, type I; activin binding; ATP binding. Bases 52 to 1563 code for a protein of 503 amino acids. Lineage: Eukaryota; Metazoa; Chordata; Actinopteri; Cyprinodontiformes; Poeciliidae. Gene Ontology annotation, biological process: activin receptor signaling pathway; transforming growth factor beta receptor signaling pathway; protein phosphorylation. Gene Ontology annotation, cellular component: activin receptor complex; plasma membrane. The record is from RefSeq and is a predicted model, not a curated record. The transcript is spliced from 9 exons.